Ectocarpus siliculosus is the source of this 1587-nucleotide messenger RNA. The record is from the annotation of a GenBank genome assembly. Lineage: Eukaryota; Phaeophyceae; Ectocarpales; Ectocarpaceae.
AUGCGCGGUGUAGGUAAUGCCACACCCAACUUGGUACCCUCAGGCAGGGGGGCAGGGGGUAGAGGUAGAGGCGGCGGCGGUGGCGGCGGCCUUGGGGGCGGCCAGCAACACUGGGGAGGACCGCUGGGUCGAAUCGUGGGACAACUCAGGAGACCGGAGGGAGAGAGCGAGAGCAACGGUGGCGGUGCCGCAGCCGCGAUAGCACCGUUGGAACCGGAAGGCCGUGCUGGUGGUCGUGGGGAUUCCACGGCUAGAGGGGGCGUGUUUGGCCCCGGCAGAGGCAUUGGGCGCGGGGGCAUGGGGAUGACGAGGGGGGGCGGGGCUGCCGGUGGGGGGUACGCGAACAAGAACACCCGGCGGCAUAGCACCGGCGACACCGCGAACGGUGACGGCGGCAGCGCGAAGAAGAGGGGGCGGGGGGGUUGGAAGAAGGACUAUGAGGUGAUCGCAUCGGUGGAGAGCAAGGCUGGGGAAGCGGCGGCGGAGGCAGCAGCUGCUGGAUCGGUCGAGAACGGCGACGCUCGGUACGUCGUCUAUGAAGAGCUCCCCACAGACAUGCGUCCGCAAGUGUGCGACGUCCUCGCGUUCAAGACGCUAUCCCUCAACGAGGAGACGUGGACACCCGAGCUCUCGCCAUACCGGACCGCGGAGGUGACUGCCUUUGACACUUCCUCUGGGCUCGUACGAUUGCUUCCUGCAUCGAUCGAGGAUGACAACAAGGAUGGCGGAGGUGGCGGUAGCGGUGGUCUCGUAAACGGUUGUACGAAGGGCCACACAGCCGGCCAACAGCAACAGGGCAGCAGUAGCGGCAUUACUGAGUCCAACACCGAGGAGGGGAGGGUACCGACAAGUAAUGGGCACAACCAGGGCGGGGUUAGUGGCAACUCGAAGGGCAUGGAAGACCCAGCGGCGGUAGCAGCUAGUAAGGGUGGUGGUUCCGAUGGUCGGAAGGAAGAAGAGGAAAGCGGCAGCGCUGCGCAACAUCAGGAGGAACCCGCUGCCGCUGAGGCCUCGCCGGAACCAACAACGGACGGAGGAAACAAAGCCAGGAGUACCAGCAGCGGGAAGGUCGGCGGAGCGGAGGAAGACCGGGAGUUGCGCGAAGGCGAGGAAGAGCUCGAGUACAGCUCUCUCGCGAACGUCCGCGUCGUGCGAGGACCCUCGAUGGGCGAGCUGGAGAAGCGCAAGCAAGCCCUCCACAAGUGGAACUCCCUCGGUCCCGGGGGCGGUAUUCUAGGGGGAUCGGCGGCUGGGAACAACAACAACAAUAGCAACAAUAACAGCAACACAAGUGUUGACAGCGCUGCUGCUUCCCCGGCGUCGCUGCCCUCGGCUACCCCCAAGAAGGCUGGACGGGGAGGGAGGGGACGGGGUAGGGGAAGAGGAGGUGGAGGCGCUUGUGGUUCUGCUAGAAAGCAGGGCGGGAAGGGUAAAGGGGCGUCGCCGAAGAGCGUCGGGAAGAAGCAGGGGGCAGCACGAGGGACCCUAGCGGUCGCAGGGCUGCUUGGAAAGUGUGCGGGAAAGCUACCGACGGGUGGAGGGGGAGGGGCCGCAGGGGAGGCCACCGCUCCUUCGUCCGCGGUGUAA